This is a messenger RNA of Pelmatolapia mariae (spotted tilapia), 2032 nucleotides long. It is a transcript of the gene tmem9, whose product is annotated as transmembrane protein 9. Lineage: Eukaryota; Metazoa; Chordata; Actinopteri; Cichliformes; Cichlidae. The record is from RefSeq and is a predicted model, not a curated record. Gene Ontology annotation, cellular component: lysosomal membrane. The transcript has 6 exons. Bases 192 to 761 code for a protein of 189 amino acids.
GAUUGUUUUCUUCAUGUGUGACGAGUCCGGAAUAAGGAAGGACAAAAUUCAUUUGGCGAUCUUUGCUCUAAACAAAGUGAGAGCACACUUUCAACCUGAAUGCAAAGCAGAAACAGACGUUUUCCUCACUCUCACGGCAGCCUUGCUGGUGAUCCUUCAGUCGUCGUGCCAGUUGUUUUGCCUUCGGGGAAAUGCCGUGUGGUUGGGGAAGAUCCUGGAUGUUUGCUGCAGCCGCAGUGGUGACCGUGUUUCUGCUGGAUGUUGUCGUUUUUGCUCGAGCUAAGAGCUUUGAGGAUGUCCGCUGCAAAUGCAUCUGCCCGCCCUACAGAAACAUUACCGGUCACAUCUAUAACAGAAAUUUCUCCCAGAAAGAUUGCAACUGCCUGCAUGUAGUGGAGCCCAUGCCUGUUCCUGGCCAUGAUGUGGAAGCCUACUGUCUGCUUUGUGAGUGCAAGUAUGAAGAACGAAGCAGCAACACAAUUAAGGUGACCAUCAUCAUUUACCUGUCAGUCGUGGGUGCCUUGCUGCUCUACAUGCUCUUCCUGCUACUGGUUGAUCCUCUUAUCCGCAAGCAUGACCCGUACACCCAGCCGCUGCACAAUGAGGAAGACUCUGAGGAGAUGCGUCCGCAGGCAGAGAGCAGCAGCCAGGCCAGAGGAAACACGGUGCUGGAGCGGGUUGAGGGAGCACAGCAGCGCUGGAAAAAGCAGGUUCAGGAGCAGCGCAAAACGGUCUUUGACCGCCACAAGUUGUUAAGUUAAACCUUAAGGCUGACCUUAACACCAAGUUUAGAGUACGUAACCUUCCUGGGCCGUUUGCUACUACACCAGUGGCACUAUCACAAAACCUCUUUGUCAUUGCUGUGCACCGCAUCUGCCGAAUUAAUAUUUAAACAUGACACAUCUAACACGACAAUGUUUAAACUUGGUUUAUUUACUAGAUGUAAAAACCUGAGAUGGGCAAAGCUGCAGUUUAAAGAAAACUGAUGCUUGAAGCGCUCCUGAUGACCUAAUGUCAUCUCAGCAAAUCUCAGCAUUUUCAGCAAAUCGCACAUCAGUGCAGCUUUGAAUGUCUUAAUAAAAUAAUAACUUUUCCCAUUUUGCACUGGCUGUCAAAGGCAUUUCAGCUUAUUGUGUGUUAAUAUUUAUAAUUGUUUUUCCUUCAAGCAUAAUUUAUGAUGUGAUCUCAGAUAGAAUAAGCUAAGUUAAUUAGGACUACUCUGUCUAUAGAGUUGCAAUGCUGUUGCUAUUUUUUUGGCACUAAUUAUUUAUUGGUAUUUAAAUCUGGAUGAAUUUAAUGUAUGAUUGUUGAUUUGGACUUUGUAUAUUCACAUCUGAGCAGCGCCCCACUCUGUGCCUUUUCUCUCUUUGUGUGGGAGAUCGUGUUUCUCCUAACUUUACAGCUUUCUAAAAAUAACAGAUGGAAAGGUCAACUAAGAAAUUUCACCCAUUGUUAACUAGUGCUUGCAUUCGUAUUAAUUUUAUUUUUACAUUUUCUGACUGAACCCAGCACCACAGCCAUGUGUGGUUUUUUUUUUGUUUGUUUGUUUGUUUUUUUGUUGUUUUUUCUGCAGCACAAUUUGACGUAACACUCUUUUCAUGCAAAGAGAGAAAAAGAAAAGGAGGCAUUUAGCAGAGUUUUAAAGGGACUCUCAGAAAAAUCACAGGAGAAUGCCCUAAACCACUAAAGUGGAUGAUAAUGUGGUUCAGUGUGGCAGAAUCCAGAUGCUUCGUGGCUUUGAAAGGGCUUUGUGUGCAUCAUUAUCUGUCAGUGAAUUCCUGCUCGCAUCCUAUUACUGAAGCUCCCAGUUGGGAAAUUAUUAGUACAGCAAAAACAGGCACACUGGUUUGCAUUACUGUGCCUCAUACACAGUAUGAACUACUGAAGUUUAUUGGUUUCUAAUUGAUUUUUUUAAUUGAUUUUUGAUUAGUUGAUUUGUAAUUAUAGUUUAAUAUCCCUUCUGUCAAUGUAUUAUAUGCAUCUCUGGCCUAAGUGUGCUAUAGAACCAUAUGUUUAGCUUGAUGUGAAAUAA